AUGGCUCUUUCUCCGGCUCCCCACGACAGGCCGACUUACGGCUCUGACCUUCCUCCAGCAUCGUCAACUUCCCCGAGCGCACACAGGACAGCACCGGCCCCCCCGCCCCCUCCUCCGCCAGCGCCCUCAAUCUCGAAUAACGCGCCUGACCCGAAAUGCCGGCGGACCGAAAAUAAUUGUCAAGAAGGAACCCGCUUCUCCCGGCAUGCAAACUACCAAGGGGGCCGGCCGCGAAAGCUCGAUCUCUCCAGGAACACGAGCAUCGUGUCUCCCGCCACCGCUCGCCCCCUAACUGCCCGCGAUGGUUUGGGGAUUCAGGAAGUUGGCAUCGCGUGCCUGUCGCCGGGCUUCGUGCCAAAGGAUGCCGCUGAGCAGGAGCAGUUGAAUCGUAGUAUGAAUCUUAAGGACCAACAACAACAGCUCAUUAAGUCGAGGUUGCACCAAAGCACGAAACCAGGAGACGGCCCCGACAAGGACAAGGAGACGGGCCACUUUGCCGCAAAAACGCCCGGCUUCGCCCGCAAGCGCGGCGCACCGCCUGGUCUAAGCAUUGUCGCUCCCUCGCACGAGCAAUUCGCGAAUGAGAGAGUCAUUCAGUCGGCACCCCUUGGCCAAACUUUCACAGGGAGGCACAACCCACACCCACUCACGCGACACAUCACCAACCAGUCCUCCAACCUCGCCAGCACGUCGCACAUCCACCAUGUGCAAGCCACCCAAACGAAUAACCGGCUUCCCCCGAUCGCCGACGUUUUCGGCCAGGGCCUCUCGGGCCACCCCGAGUCGAGCGGCCACGCCAUGUUUGCGAACCAAAGCCGCGCACCACUGCCGUCGCCCCACCACCCACCCAUGCCGCAGUCCGCGCGCUCGCGUGAGUACAAGUCAGCCGAGGAAGCCCAAGCCGAGCUGGCCGGUGGCCGACCGGAGCUCCUACCAAAGUUAGUACGCUACGGCGGCCACCAACCCCCGACGCCGCCUUCCCCCCCGCAGGCACCCCGGGAUUACCCGCAAAACCAGCACAAUAACAAUUCCCACAAUCAUAAUCAUAACCAACAUCACCACAACCACACCCACUACAGGCCACCACCAACCCAUGCUGACUCGGCCCUCGCUACAACAAGCAGCAGGGCGCUUAACCACAACCAUCAAGCCCCGCACCCUGGCCCUGGUCCGAGCAGUCCGGUCGGCUCGAACAGCAUGAAGCGGAGGCGCGCCGAGUAUGAGGAAGGCAGCCCGCCAUUGGGGAACGGCGGCCGCCCGGCCCCGGCCGCCCCCCAACCGCACCAGCACCACCCUCCGCACCAAUCGCACCAGUCAAUACCGCUACCGUUUGGCAUUGACGCGCCCCCGCCGAAUGCCAGAAGGGGCCUGUUUGGCGAGGGCCGCGACAGCCCCGAGACUAUCGAGGCGAAGAAGAAGGAGUUCAUGAGCCUAUGCUCCCGCGCUUGGGACCUCAUCCACUCUUGA
Molecule: messenger RNA, 1467 nt
Organism: Chaetomium globosum CBS 148.51
Lineage: Eukaryota; Fungi; Ascomycota; Sordariomycetes; Sordariales; Chaetomiaceae
Exons: 2
Coding region: 1-1467 (488 amino acids)
Source: RefSeq, a predicted model, not a curated record